UUUUAGCCGUUGUGACUUUCUGACAUUUGAAAACAAUACUUACGCAUUUUUAUUUGAAAUGCUUUCGAAAAUAUGAGUUCCACGGAAUUAUCGUUAAUAGAAAGGCUCAGACAAGAAAAUUCAGACCAAUUUUUUACAUUAGUGCGCAUGCAUUUAUCUUUUCUAGUAGAUAUUAAUACUGACGAUGUUGAUUGUUCAACUGACAAACCAAAGCAAUUCCGAUGGAAUUUUCAUAAGAAAACCAAAAAUUCUGGUUCCAACUCUAGUCAUAAUAACACAAAGAAUAGUGAUGUCUGCACCAUUACCGAAGAGGGUAUGCUGAGGCUUAAUGAACUAAUAGACUUCCUCUCCAAGUCAGAAAAUGUUACCCAAGAAGGAAUAUUUCGUCGCACAGGUUCCCUCAGUAGGCAACAGGAGCUUCGGCAAUUAUUGCUGACUGGUUCCAACCUUGGUCUUGAUGAGGGUAGAUUCUCAGUGCAUGACUGUGCAUCUGUGCUGAAAGGGUUCCUAGCAGAAUUACCGCAGCCAUUACUUAUGGAUCAGUAUUAUCAAACUUAUUGUACAUUAGCUGUUCAAUAUCCACCAAACGCCGAAUCAUCGGAGACAAAACUCGUCACAGCGUUGCAGCUUCUUCUGCUCCUCCUGUCUCCUCUACACAAGUUUUUGGAACGGUUGCUGACGUUGCUUCGGCUAGUUGCCGACAACGAAGCAUCUAACCGCAUGUCCCCGGACACUCUGGCUACAAUGUUUACACCACAUCUGCUGUGUCCAAGAAAGUUGUCACCGGAGACGUUCCACACGGAGGCGGUGGCGUUGGCGCCGAUGAUGUCGUUCAUGAUCCGGCAGGGGGCGCGGCUGUUCGCGGCGCCGGCGCGGCUGGCAACCGACGCCGCCGCCUACUGCAGCCGCCGCGAGCAUCUCGCGCGGCUGCGCGCGCUCUCGCCCGAUCUUGACCUCGACGAGAGCAUCACUGACAAGACUGCAGCAAACACAGUAUACACAUUCGUGGACCGGCAUCGAACCCGCGUCGAGAACGAGAGCAAUCCGACCGACACGGCGCUAGCACAGCUAUACGCACACAUCCAGGCGUUGCCCGAUUCACAGCACAAGCGACGCCUUAUAAAACACUUCAACAGGCAGAACGGCUAUGGCACACCGAUCCAAAUACAGAGGACGGGCAAGACCGCCGGUUCGCGGAGUUUCGGAGACUCAAUCAAACGACACAUAUUCAAUAAGGGAUUGCUGAAUAGAACGCCCAAGAAAGGGUCUGCAAGCACUAUCAACACAGUUGAAGAGAAAUCGAAAAAAGGCAAAAUACUCUUCACAGAUGACAAUAAAGUUGAUGUGUCACACAAAAAUAUUGUAUUAAAGAACCUAGCGAAUAAAAUAGCGAGAUCUGAAUCGUUAGAUGAUAACCCGGAUUAUGAUUCGGACGCGAGUAAUGAAAGCACGCUUUCCGAAGGCGCUAUAAGUCGAUCUAGGAAAUUAAGUCCCAAAUUCGUGUCUGAACCGAACUUGAGCGUAUUAGAUUCUCACGAUGAGACACCCAAAAACACAAAGAAACGGGGAACAAGGUUGUUCCGUUCAAAAGUACUGUCAGCCUCGCAAAACAUAAACAAGAAGUAUCAGAAACGGGGUGUUAUUAGAGGAACACCAACAUCUUGUGUCUCUUGCUUAGACGACCAAGAUACCGGUUCAGAGAAUGAUGUGUCUGCUGAGACAAAUAGUAAAAGUACCACACAGGAGACUCCAAAGAAACACAAAGUCGACCAAAAUGAUAUGGAUUUAAAAUUACAUUAUUUAACGAGCACGCCUGGUGUGUCAGAUUCAAUUGUGUUAGAUGAAAAUUGUGCUACCCCAUUCACCAUCAACUUUAGACGUGCUUCGAUGUCGCCCAUAACGAAAUCGACGCAGAAAUUGUCUAAAGCUAUGCAGGAAUCAAUAAUGACGCCGCGUUCCCGCAAGCCGCUGAUCAUCACAUCUGAGCAACGAGACUGCCUCCCCGAGACGAACGAGAAGAAGGAGAGCAAACCUGAACCAGUAUAUCAGUCGAUGUCACCCAAUAAUGACAGUGAUUUCGUAUCAUCUGAUGACGAAAUGAUAUCCAGAUCAUCGUUUUCUUGUGAAAGAUCCAAUCAUUCGGCAAGCACUUCAAGAACCCGAAAGUCUUACGAUGUCCGUUCUGUAUCAGUCGGUGAUGUUAGUCCUCUCCGUCCCGAGAAUACUAGGUUUGUGAUUAGCCAUGAGAGGCCAAAUAUAGUACAGGACCUGAACACGACACUCUGUGGCAGCGAAGAUGGCAUACCAAUACCAAUGUUCAAAGUAUCACAAGAAGUGACAAACUUCACUGAGCAAAAACCGAAAUCACUCACGGAACCGUUUAGAGAAUAUUUAAUGAGUAGAUCGGUCUUAACCGCGACGCCUGUCGAUUUAUCGAUGUUGAAUAAAUCGAACGAUACUGAGGAGAAAAUUACAGAUUCCCUAUUGUACUGUCUCGACGGGAAUGUGCCAUCCGAUUUGACUUUAUCGAUUAGUAAUCUAGCUGUCGAUAAAGAAUCGAGUUCACGAUCGCCGCUAAAGAGUGUUAACAAUGUUGUAAGUAAAGACAGUCCAGUUAGGAAACGUAGCGCGAGUUCUAUCGCGUGUGCCAAUGAUGCUUCCGUUAGUGAAUGUAAAAAAACAAUGAUCGAUAAGGAAAAUGUGAAAACCGAUAAACCGGUAUUUGAGAUAAGAGAGACUGAACUAUAGUGUAUGUAGGUGUAAAUAAUACACCAAAUAUUGUGAUUAUUACUGCCUUAUUAUUUUUAUCAUAGAGAAAUAAAAAGUAAACGUCUUUAUUUAUUUUUUUUAAUUGCCACAUUAUAUUUGAUAUUUCGUUUCAAAUAUGACGCUUUAGCUGAUAUUAUCAUAUCAGCUUUGCUCUCCAUUGCUGAAUAUAAACCUUCCCGUAGGGGUAUUUUGCCAGUAGUUGCCGCGCUGCGCCUGCACAGCGCGGGUUAGCAACCGCAGCUAGGCUUUGGAGAUGGAGGGAAUAUUAAUAGGGACGCUGCUGCCCAUCCCUUGCCGUCCCUUAGUCGCAUCUUACGACACCCACGGGAAAGGAAGUGGUGACUUAUUCUAUGCCGGGACCACACGGGAUUUAAUUUUAGUUGAUAUAAAAAAUCCAAAUUAUUAUAAUCUUGAUUAAGAAAUAAACACAAAAGAGACAACACAAGUUAUUUUAUU
Messenger RNA from Galleria mellonella (greater wax moth), 3225 nucleotides. RefSeq lists its product as uncharacterized. Gene Ontology annotation, biological process: regulation of small GTPase mediated signal transduction; signal transduction. Gene Ontology annotation, cellular component: cytoplasm. The record is from RefSeq and is a predicted model, not a curated record. Gene Ontology annotation, molecular function: GTPase activator activity. NCBI's taxonomy places the organism in Eukaryota, Metazoa, Arthropoda, Insecta, Lepidoptera, Pyralidae.